Messenger RNA from Oxyura jamaicensis (ruddy duck), 5411 nucleotides. It is a transcript of the gene RNPC3, whose product is annotated as RNA binding region (RNP1, RRM) containing 3. The coding region runs from base 60 to 1610 and encodes 516 amino acids. Gene Ontology annotation, molecular function: U12 snRNA binding; pre-mRNA intronic binding; protein binding. Gene Ontology annotation, cellular component: U12-type spliceosomal complex. NCBI's taxonomy places the organism in Eukaryota, Metazoa, Chordata, Aves, Anseriformes, Anatidae. The transcript has 14 exons. The record is from RefSeq and is a predicted model, not a curated record. Gene Ontology annotation, biological process: mRNA splicing, via spliceosome.
GCCGCGGGCGGCCCCGGCUGUGUCGGGACUGGUCGCGCCGCCGCUCUCCGGGCCCCGGCAUGGCGGCGCCGGGCUGCGAGGAGGCGCGGGCGGGCGGCCUGGCACCGGGGGCCGGCCCCUCGCCCACCGGCGUGGCGCGGCGGCGGGGCCGGACGCUGCUGGUGCGGCACCUGCCCGCCGAGCUGACGGCGGCGGAGAAGGAGGAGCUGCUGCGGCACUUCGGGGCGGCGGCCGUGCGCGUCCUGGCGGACCACGGGCGGCUGAAACAUACUGCUUUUGCUACCUUUCCCAGUGAAAAUGCUGCUGUAAAGGCUUUGUCAAGACUGCAUCAGCUGAAACUUUUAGGUCACACUUUAGUGGUUGAAUUCGCAAAGGAACAAGACAGCGCGCAGGUUCUUAGCCAGCCUUUACCCUCAGAGAAAUGUAAAAGUUCAGAAGAGCUGGUGAAAGAGGAAGAGAAGAAAGAACCAAACUGUCUUAAAAUAGACAAUGGAAUUGCACCCAGCCAUGGUCUCACCUUUCCCAUCAAUUCUUGCCUCAAGUACCUGUACCCACCACCUUCAAGUACAAUUCUAGCAAAUAUAGCAAAUGCCUUGGCAAGUGUGCCCAAAUUUUAUGUCCAGGUACUUCAUCUUAUGAAUAAAAUGAAUCUUCCUCCACCUUUCGGACCAAUUACUGCUCGCCCUCCCAUGUAUGAAGAGUAUUUACCAGUGCCUGUGCCACCUCCCCCAAUCCCACCUCUGCCUCCUGAAGAGCCUCCUUUGCCUGAAGAAGAAGAGCAAGUAUCUAGUGAGGAUGAAUCAGAAUAUGAAAGUGAUAACGAGGAAGAAAAAGAGAGAAUGACCAAAUUGAUGGAAUUAGCAACCCUUCAGCCUAAAAGACCGAUAAACACAAAGAGGCGUGGUGUUAGAAAAAAGCAAAGAAUUAAAGAUUUACUCAGUGUUCCGGUGUGUGCACCCCACAGUAAUUUACACCCUACAUUGUCACCUUCAGAUGUCUUUGAGCAGCCACAGCAUGUAGGUCAUAAAAAAAUUGAGUUCCAUAUUACUACUGACAUCCCAUCUGUUCUUCAGAUAAACUCGGAAAGAGAAGAAAAAAAUGACCUUUAUGCUGCUACAGAAGAAAUCAAUAACACAGGAUUUGGAAGGAUUUUCCCAGCUCCUAGCUCAAAUGAUAAAAUGGAAACUGAGGAAGAAGAUGAGGAAAUACCAUCAGAAUUUAUUUCUAGAAGGGAACUAGAAAAAAACAGGCUUUCUAGAGAAGAAAUGGAAAAAUUUUCUGUCUUCAAAAACUAUGAGCCAGGUGAUCCAAAUUGCAGAAUAUAUGUGAAGAAUUUAGCUAAACAAGUUCAAGAAAAGGAUCUUAAGUUCAUUUUUGGAAGAUACGUUGACUUCCAGUCAGAACUGGAACGAAAUAUGUUUGAUAUACGUUUGAUGAAAGAAGGCCGUAUGAAGGGACAGGCUUUCAUUGGCCUUCCUAAUGAAAAAGCAGCUGCUAAAGCUUUAAAAGAAGCAAAUGGAUAUGUCUUAUUUGAAAAACCCAUGGUGGUUCAAUUUGCUCGUUCAGCUAGACCAAAGCAGGAUUCCAAUGAAGGGAAAAGAAAAAAAUAGAACGCUGCAGAAGGUAUGGAUUUUCUGCCUCAAAAAAAAUUAUAGAAAAAAGUUGUGUGGUGGUGUGUUUUAUUUCUAUAUUUAUUUACUUAAUGUCUGCUUUGGGAAUAGUAAUGGUGAAAUAUAAAUAUUCCAUACAAAUUUUCUUUUCUUAAAUGUGUUCUACUAGAAAAACAGGCUGCAAGAUGCGUAGUUGUUGUAAGAUAAAAACAUUGCUUUAUCAAACUCUGUUUAGAAUCCUGGAGACUUGCCAGUUCCAUAACCUUGAGAUCCUAGGGUGGUUGCCAGUUUUUCUGAUCCUUAAUCUGGCGGCUCGGGACCUGGGGAGAAACAGUUUGUGGAAUCUGACCGCUUACCUUGUAGUAAUAUUCUGAGGUUUUGGCUUUGAAAAGGGUUGCUCCUUUGCCCCCUACCAGACACACACACAUACGUUGUAAAGGACCUCUGGUAACUUUGGAAAAUGAGAUCUUAGUAAUUUUGCAGCAUCCUUCAAGCUUGUCUCAUUUGGGAAAUGACAGUUACUUACAGAGUGCACAGGUGCUGAUUUUUGGCAUUUCUGUCUAAAUAGAUGAGAAAGUAACUUCUAGUAGAAAGCAAUUGCUUUAUUUCCUACCAUACAACUUCAUUCCUGCUUACUCUUAAGUAUUUGCUUUAUACUAGAGUAACUCAAAAUCAGCUGCAAUUUAACUGUGAAGAUUGUCAUGGCCCUGAAAAUUUUAGUGAACGGUCAAAUUAGCAUUUGAAGUAAUCUUUGGAAGACAGAAGCACCCUGUGCUCAGCCGGCACUCUUUGAUAGCACCACUACCUCAAAUGUAAAGGGCGUUUAUCUGAAUUACAUUGGGCAUCACUCUGGUUAUCCAUCCCUAUAUCUUAAUACAAUUGAACUUGAAGCUCAGGUUGAGUGCUUCUGAAACAUUUUGCUUACUCUAGCAUAUUUUUUAAUCUGGAUGUUCCGAUGAUUAUUACUUUGGAAGAAAACUGAAGUUUGAAAGCAAAGAUGUAAACAACUGAUUUUUACUUUUUAAAAAUUGUUUUGAUUCCCUGGCACUACUGUUAUGAGGGUAAUAUUCUAUUCAUAACAGCUACUUCAGUUGUAGGUUUCUCGUUCUGUCAGUUGUCUAAAAUGUUUCAUCAGAUUCCAGUAGAGCUUGUUUACCUCAUUUCUAAAGUGCUGUUUGGUCUUACCAGUUCCUAUUGUGAGUUACUGGUUUGUGGUUUGCAAAAUCUGUAUCUUUUAUCAAAUUACAGAUGACUCUUUUUUUACAGGCAUUCUUUUGUAUUCGUUGUUGAAAGUAGACAAAUGAGCCGUGACUAAAUUAUUCUGUAUUAUAUUCUCUCUAGUGUGUGAUAAGAAUAAUAUUAAGGUUUCUUUAAAUGCAAAAAAAAAAAAAAGGUAUUUUAGCUGGUGAAUAGCCUUACAAGUGAAGUCUGAAUGAUUUUAGUUAAGGCAUUCCAUACCUUUCCAGACAGUUUACUCUGUUAAAUUUGGUUCUGACUUAACUAAAUGUGCUAAAUAAUACUUGAAUUGCUUACAGAAAAUAAACAGGUGCUUGCUUGGUUAUUAAUCAUGUUGAUGAUCAACUCAGUAGCUUUUUUUAGAAUGAGCAAACAUUUAUGCAAGACUUAUUUGUACAUCUGGAAGUCUAGAUUGGUUACCUUGCUGUCGCUGAUAUAUUUAAUAUAUUGUGGAUAGGACUUCUUCCUUGCCUUGCCCAUUUAUAAGCAAAGAUCAGAGUACACCACAGACUAAUGCAGAUCCCUUGGAAUCCUAAAGGUUUAAGCACAGAUUAUUUCAUUCGCUUCCAUGCUAAUGAUGAGGCUGAACCCUAUUUAUACACAAAUGUGUUCUCCUGUCCAUGCUGAAAUACUUCAAUGGAUGCUGCUGCUAUGUGAUGCAAAAUUCCAUGAUAAAAUUCGAGUCUGUAAGCAAGAAGGACAUAAGAAUCUCACUUAAAAAAUGCAUGUGUAUAAAUAAAUUUAUACAAACAUCUGGGAGACGUCAAAUUUGAUCUGUCCUGCAUCUCAGUAUCUUUUUCUUUUUUUUUUUAUAAGACUAAAUUGAUGUAAGAUUUAACUCUGGUUAUUUUUGAACAGGAAGAAAUUGUGAUUAAGUCAUGAAAAUUAUUGCAAAUACUUUUUUUGCAAAUACUUUAUUUUCUCUAUAAAGUUUUUUUCACUUGUAGAGAAAAUACAUAUGGUUUAUAAAAAUACUCAUUGCUAACUGAAAUGUCUUUUUCUAAUGGACUGACAAAACCUUCCUUCAGUUGGUAUUUGGGGUGACUGUUUUCUGUAGCUAAAAUACAGCUUAUUGGGAUAAGGGUUAUGUAGAAGAAACCGAUGGUGAGAGGUCACCAGCUUCUUUGUAGAGAAGUGACCUGAAAGCCUGCAUUGAAUGGAAACAUGAUUGGGUUUUGGACCUGAUGGAAAAAGUGAGUCUGUAAAACUGAAAGACUUGAAGGAGAAUUAAUGAGACAGAACAGACUGCUAUUGUCCUCGUGGUUAUCAAAAGAUGUGCUUACUUUUGAAUAUGGAGUUCGUGUUGGUGGACUCAUCAACCCUCAUUAAAUCUCAUAAGGGGUCAAAAGUGUAUUUUAUUAAACGAGGCAUUUUUGUUUAUGAUAGGUAGCAUAAACUUGUGUGUGCAAUACUGAGAAUCAAGUAAAAUUAAACAACAUUCUGCUGUUCUUCUUUAGAAACAUUCCUGCGUAAAUACUGCAAUAAUACUGUCAUGCAGAGUGUAUCCUUUCUUGUUGUAUCCUUUUUUGUGCAAUGUUUCCCAUAGCACUCAACUACCUCUUAAGUUUUCACCUAGAGUAGGUGUGGGGAGGAGUUUAUACAUUUUAGAACUUGAACUAAUCUGGCAAUUUUAAAAGCAAAGGGCUCUUUCAGGGGGGAAAAAAUCAGUCAUCUCUGGGUGAAUAGAUGCAGUGAAGCUUCAUAAUCUUAAAAGGUGGCCUCCACCUUUUUCUUCAAAGGUUAUAUAACUUAAUUUGUGAUACAAUUCCUUAGCUUGUAUGGGCUCAAAGAGUUACACUGAUGUGUGUGGAGCUGUGCUGAGCUCACAUUGAGGAUGUCUUGCUUUUCUUUAAAUGAAUAUUGUAUGUCACAAAGCCAUUCUUACUGUUACUAAAGGGUAGGCAAGUGUCUUAGACCAUUUGAUUUCUGUUGUCCUGGUAUAUGAGAAACUGUCUAUUGAUUUUUAGUUUGUACUUUCCUUUUUCUUUUUUGAGUAGAGAACAAAAUAUAGUAUCAAAAGUAUCUGAUAAUGAAGUAAUAGUUUGGCAUUGAACUAUUAAUCACUACUACUUUGUUUUUAUUUUUCUAUGCACUGAGGUAGUGUAUAGAACAUAAAUUCUAUAUGAGUUAUAUAGCACACUGACUUACAUUUUUCUAUGUUAUUGUUUAAUUUACUGUAAUAUAAAAUUAAUAUAGCCUGUAUCUAUUAAGUCAGAUUUUUUUCAGAUAGCAAUUUUAGAAUUACAAGCGUCUUUCAAUUUUAGUUGUCAAAAGAAAGCAUAUCACUACUGUUAAUCUGGCUGUUCAUACUUCUAACAUGCCUUUGUGAUGUUCCAGGUCCUUUUUGUGUUCCAUCUCUUUCAAGUAUUAACAAGCUUGGCGAAGAAGCAGUGUAAUCAUCGGGACUCUGAACUGUGCGUAGCGCAUUUCUAAAGUAUUUAAUGCAGAGUAUAAAUUUUCUCAUCUUAAAGAUUCCAAACGUGUUGAAAUUGUCAUGAGACUUAUCCAAUAAAUGUAUGUGCAUUUGCUUUUGAAAUCUCUAAUAAAUUAUUUCCUUUCUCUUAA